CCCUCUCGAUCAUCUACCGUCCUCUCCUGCUCGUCUUCUCACGCUGCAGUCCCCCGCCGUGCCCUCCCACGAACGCCUCCUCGCGACCACGACUUCGUUUCCCCCUCUUAACCUCGCCUUCAACCUCCUGUCCGAACACCUUUUUCUUUUUUCGAGCUGCUCCUCCCGGUCACCCCGUGUCUGUCUGCAGCUUCUCAACACCAUGCCUACACCUUUGCCCUCUAGUUUUGCCUCUGCCGCUGCUGGGAACGUCCAGGACCCGGCCAGCAGCAGGCGAGGAGACGGACCCAGUGCAGAAUGGUCUCGAUCCCGAAUGAAUGGAGCGACACAGACCUUCCGCCGCCCGUCACUCGCCACGAAUCCCUUGCACACCACCUCCCGGGAUACCACCAGCAGCCAGCCCGCCUCGGCGACGACUCCGACCGUGGCGGCGUAUAUCCCCCCACACAUGACUCCGAACUACCAGCAGCAGCUGCUGCGCAACGGCCUGGCUGGCGACAGCCGCUAUUCCAAGGACCAGCUACUCAGUCUGUACCGUAGCCAGCGCGAUCUGGGCAGCCUGGGGAAGAACGUGGCAGAGCUUUUCGUCGCUGACUGGGACCCGCUCGUCGAGUCUCCGUUGGCCGCCAACGGCGCCUGGGGGAAACGAGACGACCAUAAAGAAAACAUUCCGUCGGGCCCGGAGGUCUGCUGGGAUCAUGGAGGCCAGAUCGAACCCUUGGGCUUGAUUGAUAUGACCGAUGAUGAGCGGGAGCUAUUCACUCUCUCGGUCAAUUCGCCCCUGAAACCCCCUCCGACAAACGCCAACAAGGAAAACCCUGGUACAACCACCGGCAAUCGAAAGGCAUCCAUCUCCUCCUACUCCCAGGGCGGCCACAUGAACACCUUCAACACCUCCUCCCCCAGCACCGGGCGGCCCGGCGCCCGCCGUCGUGAGACGAGCGACUCCAUAGGCCCCGCCAUGUCCCCAACCACUGCGGGCUCGCGCUUCUUCCGCGACGAGGCCAACACGUCGACUCCGCCCCCCGCCCUACUGCGUCGCAAGACCGAUUUCCGUGACCAGGCCCCCAGCGCCCGCCUGGAUGACAGAGACAAAGAAGGUUUGCCAGGUAAGGAGGGGGCCGCUGCCGACAUCUCGUCUCCCUUUGGCUCUUUGAAACGCAGCUCCACCAAUCCCUUAGCAACAGGCCUCGGUGGCGCUUCCAAUUCGCCCUGGCCGUCGGCAUCACAAAGCGCUUCCUUCUCACCUAUGGGUGCGUUUGGUGCCUUCUCCCUCGGUUCGGGUAGUGGGGGCGGCGGCGGCGCUGCCGCUGCUGCUGCUGCUCAAGCCCCAAACACGGAGAAAAAGGCCGGCUAUGGGAGUCUCCGCGGGGAAAGUCGAUUCAAAGGUUUGCUCUCCAAGGAUAGUACCGAAGACCUGGGUGCAGUAUCCGCCUCAGUCAAGGAAAAGACAUCCCUUAGCAACCUGGAACGCCUAGAGGAGUCCGAUAAUGACCCGCGCGCCCAAUCCCCCUGGGGGGAAGCGCUUAGAACCCGCGCCGGGCGCAGUGAAACCAAUCCGUUUGUCGAGGAGCCUCGCAGUGGCAGUGCCGCCCUGGGGGGUUCUCAGGAAACGGGCCCCGCAUCUCAGAACACCGAUCAGCUUGGAUUCGGUGCGUUUGGGAUGACCUCUAGCAUCCCAGGCUUCCGUGAGCUGAUGCAGAGCCACGAAAACUCCCGCAACCCGACCCCGAGCCUCCUUCAAGGCCACGAACCGACCAGCCCGACCAACACCAACCCUUACCAGAGUCCCCACGGCGAGAAGGUGGACGCAGAAGACGUCGAUACUGAUGGAUCGGAUGUCGUCCAUCAUCCGGGCAUCUCCGGUCUGCGCGAUACGGCAAACCCCUUCGGCUCCAUCCGCAGAGUGGGCUCUGGUAUGGACUUGCCUUCUUCCAUCGACCGCAGCCAGUCCUCCAGCGUCGCGGGCAACCGUAGCUUCUCGAGUCUCGGGGGCCUCGGGGGUCUCCCCACGCUCGGUGGAACAUCCUCUGGCUGGCCCACCAGCGCGGCCGUCGGAACGCCCACCCGUGAGCGAUCUGCCUUUGUCUCAGGCUUUGGCGAUCCGAUCUUUGGGUCCAUGGGUGAUCUCCAAUCCCCUAGCCUGUCCUCUACCUUGGGCGGAAGCGGUCUCUUUGGGCCCCAUAGUGGGAUCUCUGGCACUGGCAGUAUUGGCCGGUCCAGCAAGCUGGGAUCGUUGUUCCCUGCCGCCAUGCAGGAGCAGAUGCAGGCGGAACAGGCACGACAAGAGAGUGGGAGUGUGGAUGAGGGGACUCGACUGACAGACGAUUCUCAGCCUUCGGACAAGCCCGGUCAGAUCGGCCAGUCUACAUCUGCAGCGCAAACCCCCGUCUCUGUUGGUGGAUCGGUUGCCGCACUCGACUCGGCCCAGUCCAACAACGCAGGCCAGGUUUCCGGCUCGGUGCCUCCCGCUCAGCAGCGAACCAUGGUCAUGCCUGAUCGGAUGCGGUGGAUCUACCGGGAUCCCCAGGGCAAUAUCCAGGGGCCCUGGACCGGACUGGAGAUGCACGAUUGGUUCAAGGCCGGCUUCUUCAGCCCGGACCUGCAGAUCAAGAAGCUUGAAGACCCGGAAUUCGAACCGCUGGCUCAGCUGGUGCGGCGGAUUGGCAACUCCCGCGAGCCCUUCCUUGUGCCGCAGAUCGGAAUCCCGCAUGGCCCUGAUCCGAACCCUACGCACUGGACCGGCGCCACCACGGGCUCGGCCCAACCUCCCUUCCCCGGCAGCUUCCCGAGCUUCGGUACGACCUUGACAGCCGAGCAGCAGAAUGCGCUGGAGAGAAGAAAGCAGGAGGAGCAGUAUCUGAUGGCCCGGCAGAAGGAGCAUCUGGCCCAGCAGCAGGCGAUGAUGAAGCAGAUGCAGCUGCAGGGUGUCCCGCCCAGCAUGCUCCCCCAUCAGUUGCAGCAUCAUUCCAGUGCUCACAGCCUCCACAGCCAGCCGAGCUUUGGCAGUAUUACGUCCCCCGUGGGGUAUCAGCCCUCUCCGAUCCAGGGACCCCCGCAGCAACAGCAGCAGCAGCAACAACAACAGCAGCCUCAAAGCGGCGCCGCUCCGGCUGCCGUCGUGCCGGGCUUCUUUGAUGCGGUUCCCCUGCGGCAAGGUGCCCUCCCGAAUGUUGGACCACAGAUGAUCGGCACCGAUUUUGGCAGUCAGGAUCAGCUUCCAGGUCUCCUGGACCGUCUGAACAUCAAUCGGCCUGACCCCUUUGCGUUUGGUAGUCCGACAUCUCUCACGGCCCGUCAGCCCGCCGAAAGCUUUCUGCAUCAGCAGCAAGUGGCGACCAUGCUUCAGGACCGUGCUCGUCUCCAACAAGAACAGGAACAGUUCGACAGCACCCAAGGUGAUCGCCUCUUUGACCAACAGGCUCGGGAGGAGCGCUUGCGCCAGUUCCAUGCUCUGCGAGCUCAGGACGGCGAAUUUGGCAUACGUAAUGUCGAAGGUCUUCCGAUCCACCCGUCGGCUCUGAUCCUUGACGAGUCUCUUGAAAUGGUCGACACCUCUGUCCAGGAAUCAGACGACGCUGCGGCUGCUGCGGCUGCUGCCGCCGCCGCCGCCGCAGUGUUCUCCACCGCCCAAGCCGAAAUCGAAGCGAUGGAAUCUAUGGUCCCCGAGCCGGCGCUGACUCUCAGCCAACAGGUGCAGCAGGCGGCCUCUGCGCAGAAGCAGCAACAGGAGGAGCAGGAGGAAGAGGAGGAGCAGCAGCAGCAGCAGCAGAAGGCGCAGGAGCUGAUGCUGCAGCAUGCCCAUGCCCAGGCCCAGGCUGCCGCCGCUGCCAUGACCAGCGCCUGGAACGUCAAGGUUGAUGCGGGCAUGCCGCAACCCUUCCCCCCUCCACCCUCGGCCUCCCCGCUUCCUGCCCCCGCGGCUCAGCGCAAUCGGUCCAACGUGGCGGAAUCCCUGGCGGCCAAUUCGCGCUCGCAAUCGCAGACCCCCAUCGAGACUCCUGCGACCUCGAUCGCGCCGUGGGCCAAGGAAGCCAACGAAGUCCCCAAGGGCCCUUCGCUGAAGGAGAUCCAGGAAGCCGAGGCCCGCAACGCCGCUCAGCGGGAGGAGCUGGCUGCCGCUGCUCGUCGCGCCCAAUUGCUGGCGGAACAGGAACGCCUCAGCGCCCAGAGCCAGGUUCAGACCCCGGGCUUGCCCUCGACGGCCAACUGGGCCAGCGCCGGCUCGCCCGCCACGCCGACCCCGACCGGAUCCGCCUGGAACACCAAGGGUCAGGCCGCCCCGGCCCCGGGUCCCGCCAAGAAGACCCUGGCCCAGAUCCAGAAGGAGGAAGAGGCCCGUAAACAGCGUCUGGCCGCCGCGGCCGCUGCCGUGCAGGCUGCCGGUGUGAGCCCCGCCCUCACCCCUGGAGCCAAGCGGUACGCCGAUCUUGCCAACAAGGCACCCGCGCCCGUCACCAUGGCGGCCACCGCGGCCACCGCGACCUCUGGUGCUUGGACCACGGUUGGCGCCAGCGGCAAGGCGAAAGCCCCUCCCCCGGCCGUCGCGGCUCCUGCGCCUCCCGCCGGCCCUCGCUUGUCUAGCGGACCGGUACCAGUCAGUACCGCCGUGGCUGCUGCUGCUGCUGCGAAGCCCCGUCCGGCGGCCGUCACCCGUGCGGUGACCACCGGUGCUGUGCCCUCGACCAACCCGAACCGCGCCGUGGAGGAGUUUACCAAGUGGGCCAAGAUGUCUCUCGGCAAAGGACUCAACAGCAGCAUCAAUGUGGACGAUUUUGUACAGCAACUGCUGCUCCUGCCUGCGGAAGCGGAGAUCAUCUCGGACUCUGUGUACGCCAACUCGCAGACGCUGGACGGCCGCCGGUUCGCCGAAGAAUUCAUCCGGCGGCGCAAGCUGGCGGACAAGGGGAUUGUAGACCCGGUGUCGCCCAGCGCAUUUGCCGACACGAAGAGCACCGGCGGAUGGAGCGAGGUGGCCAAGAAGGGCUCGUCUAAUACGCACCGCGAGGAGGACACGGCCAACGCGGCGUUCAAGGUGGUUGCGCCUCGCAAGAAGGGCAAGCGGUGAUUGGAU
Penicilliopsis zonata CBS 506.65 is the source of this 5074-nucleotide messenger RNA. RefSeq lists its product as hypothetical. The record is from RefSeq and is a predicted model, not a curated record. Gene Ontology annotation, molecular function: protein binding. NCBI's taxonomy places the organism in Eukaryota, Fungi, Ascomycota, Eurotiomycetes, Eurotiales, Aspergillaceae. Bases 203 to 5068 code for a protein of 1621 amino acids. The transcript has 5 exons.